This is a messenger RNA of Chara braunii, 1955 nucleotides long. NCBI's taxonomy places the organism in Eukaryota, Viridiplantae, Streptophyta, Charophyceae, Charales, Characeae. The record is from the annotation of a GenBank genome assembly.
GUGGCUGCUGAAGAGGAGGGUGCCCCCUCUGCUGUGCGUGGCCUUGCAACCACAAUAGAACAUGUGAGCGAUUUGGUCGCCACCUGUGCAGCACAGCAAGAGGACAUCCUCUGCAUGGACAUCCUGGUCCGGAAGCAGAUUCGAACUAUCGAUGGACUGCUGGACCGGGUACGGUGGCUGGAACAGCAGCUUGCAACAGCCMCCCCCGCCGGACCCUCCAACUUAACGGACCACGUCAACGUCUUGGAAAUCGAUGAAGAGACUCUCAAGGAUGGCGCUCUAACGACAAAUCAGCGUAUUGACCAGCAGAUUUGUGCCGCCGCAGCCAGUCCGGCCGCAACUAAUCGCGAGAGCAUCCCGAAGUUUGACGGCCUCCCGAUCUUCUGUGAUGCAACGAAGACGAACCCGAUCCCAUGGUGGCGGCAGUUCAAGCUGAAGUUGGACAUUCACCACGUCAUCAACCCGAACCGGCAUGCAUACUUAUACUCCCGCUCAGGAGGCGUGUGUCAGGCAUGGCUGGACAACAUGGUGUCCACGCACAACGUCGCAGUCUCCGAGCUGCAUACGAAGAUCAGCUGGGCUGAUCUCAAGGCAGCAUGGCAUAAGCGGUUCCAAGUGGAGCCGCCCAAGCUUCAGGCAGCUGAGAAACUUCAACGGUUUUAUCCGAACGACCUGCCAAGCACGAACUGGAUCACCGAGUACCAACGCUUGGCAUCCAUGCCCAACUUGCCGUUGACAUUUGUCGCUAUCAAGCACUUCUUCAUCAGGAGGAGUUGCCCGGCGUUGCAGAACGCCUUGACGCAAGUUGCGGAGACGCUCACCACAAGUGAGCAGCUUUUUUAUAAAGUCUCGCAGAUCAUCGUGACGAACAUAGAAGCCAAGAAUUUGGGUCAUUCGUCUGCUGCAGGCCAGGGCAGAGGACAGCAUCGGCCAAAAGUGGUCGUGGUCGCAGCAACUACAGCGACCAACCCUUCAAACGAGGCUGCCUCUUCUGAGGAAGGAGACAGAUUGGCAGCCGCCCGAGAUGGUGGCUGCCCCACCAGAGGGCGAGGACGCGGCAAACCGAAGACACACACCAAUUCAGCCCCCGGGGCCAGACCAGUGGCUCAAGAGCCUUGGACACAUUACGGAGUGGCCGGAGCCGAAGACCGUCACAAAUGUCCGUUCCUUGGCUUAGCCGGCUAUUAUCAAUGCUUCACCAAGGGAUACUCGAAGAUCGCGGCUCCUUUAUCCAAGCUUCAGUGCGAGGACCGGCCAUUCGACUUCGACGACUAUGCGCAGACUUCAUUUUUGGCUCUCAAAGCCGCAUUGCUAUCCGCGGAGGUGUUGCGCAUCUACGAUCCGCUUUUGCCGACACGUGUCACCACCGAUGCGUCCGGCUAUGGCAUUGGUGCCGUCCUCGAGCAACAUGACGGUGUGGACUGGCACCCGAUCAAGUACUUCAGCAAGAAAGUGCCCACCGUUCACUCGAUUGACGAUGCACGGAAGAAGGAAUUAUUGGCCUUCGUACACGCGCUCAAGCGCUGGCGGCAUUUUCUUCUCGGACGACGGCAGUUCCGAUGGGUAACGGAUAACAAUCCAUUGGUCUUCUACAAGACCCAAGACACGGUCAAUAGCACCAUUGCACGUUGGAUGACCUUCAUCGACCAGUUUGACUUUUUCCCCGACCACAUUCCGGGCAAGUCAAACUGUUUUGCGGAUGCUCUUUCACGGCGUCCGGACCAUUGUACCGCAGUCUACUCGACUUUUGAGAUUAACGACGACUUGCGGGACAGCUUCAUCCGCGACUACCAAGUCGACCCCAAAUUUUGCGACAAGUACGCAAAUUGCUCCUCUCCUAAUCCGGCGCCAUCGCACUAUUAGAUCCAACAGGGUACUUGCUCGUCCACUCGCGAGGGAAGGAUCUUCUUUGUGUGCCACGAGAUUUACACUUACGCACACGGCUUCUUGGCGAG